CUGCUCAGGUGAUAACGCAAGAUCGAGGUAAAACGGGGUCGCGGUGAGGGAGAUAGAAAGAGGGGUGGAUCAGGGGAGGAGGGAGAAAAAAGUAGAGCAACUGAAAAAGGUAGUGACUGGUCACAACGACUCGAGAACCGGGAUAGCAAGGAACGCCACCACAGAUAAGCAAUCCACCCCUCCCUCUACACUUUACUUAACCCUGACCUUGCCUCUUUUUUAUUUAAUUUUUUUUAAUAAAUCAACUUUGAACGUAACAGGCGGCCACGUGAUGAGGGACCAGGGGGGCGUAAACUGCAGCACCGGAUGAUGAGGGACCAAGGGGCGUAAACUGCUGUACCGGAGCUACGUCAUCAAGGUUUGUAGCCACAGGUGAGAUUACAAGGGCUGCUUCGACGUACCGCAGCCUGUACUAUCGAAAUAGAAAGCAGCUGAAGUUUUCAUUGUUCGUUUCUCAGUCCGCGCAACAAGUAAGACAAGGAAGCUACCACCUGCUGGCGUGCUGCGAUCUCUCACUUCACAACUUCAGUUACUUUAGGACAAGUGCUUUCUUUUCCUCCAUUCCUUCACUCCCUUCCCCCGUUGUGUUUCACUGAACUGUCUAGUGUGCAGACAAAAGUUCAAUCUGUCUCAUAAUCUGGUCCUGAGUUGCCGAUUUUUUCAUGUGAAAACAGUGAUGUGAGAGUCAAGACAACAUGAGUGCCAAGCUCCGAGGAAAGGGAAACGGAAUAUCCGUUUAAUGUAUUCAUUCCUUUCGCUUUCAGCUCUGGGGAAGUUCUAUCGUGUGCGACUGUCAGAGGCAGGAGUCAUCAGAAAGCCUCAAAAGUGCAUCAGAGUUUCAAGUGUGAGUGUACUAGCGUGCUCCAUCCCGUGUUUUGAAGCCUCCCCCAAUCAGCAGCUUUGCAGGGAUUAAGAAACAAGUCAACAACAACAACAAACACCUCAGCUAAUUUAUUUAUGAGGUGUGCAAGCAAGCUUCGUUGAAUUUGUGCUGCUGCCAGGCGUAAGUCGGUUCUCAGAGUUCUGUACAUCACUAACAGUAACGGAAAAAUCCGUACAGCAGAUGAGGCCAUUGGCACUGCCGUGACCCGCCAAGCACCGACAGGAGGACUGAGGUGGCCGUGACCUGUCAGAGACUCACUGCCGACCGAGAGCUGCCGAGAGAAGAUGCUUUCAUCUCCACAUUCGAGUAGCUCUUUGGACAGCAUGCAUCUCAAGAAUGGUGGAGCAUCUUCGGAUUCGCUAGCCAGCGCCGAUGACCCUGAACUUGAAGGGCUGGAGGGGCUUCCGGACCGCGUGCUGAUGUUCGUACGGAGGGAUCCAGUCAGCGUUCUCAUGGAGUACGGUCAGACCCGUGAGGUUAAGGUCAGCUUCACGGAUAUCAUUCGCUCUGGUCCGCAUCACGCAUCAAGGUUCCACACGUCGGCCACAGUAGACGAGGAAACCUUCCCACAAGGCACCGGGACUUCCAAGAAGAACGCCAAGAAGGCAGCCUCCAUCUUGGCCCUAAGGGUCAUGUACGAUCGCGGCAUGCAGAGCCUGCGUGAUGCCAACCACAUCAUCAACACGGAUUUGAAGAUUUUGGGCCGCAACGAGUUCCUGCCUCAUGAAACGCGCGUCAUGCUGGCCAGUCGCCGCGCCCUGGAGCUGGCCGAGCAGACGCAGUUCAUCAACUACUCCAAGGACAAGGUGGUGGCAGCCUUCCUGCUGGAGAACCGCGGCAGGUUCAAAGUCGUCGGCCUUGGCACAGGUAACCGAUGUAUACAGUACCAGCACCUGGCUCUCGAUGGCAGCAGAGUGAUUCAUUCUCACGCAGAGAUCAUCGCACGCCGUGCAUUCAUCAGGUACUUGCUGAAGCAGCUGGCCAUAUACAAGGCCAAGGAGCCCCACGCAAUCUUCACUCGGAGUCACGUGACACAGCUGCUGCAACUCCGCGAUGACGUCAAGGUGCACCUGUACAUCUCCAGGCCUCCCUGCGGUGAUGCUGCGGCCUUUCCCACCAUCACAAAUUUUCCGAACCGCAUGCGAGCCAUCCGAAAACAGGGUCAGCUUCGCACCAUCAUUGAUGACGGGGAAGGUGCGAUACCGACAGACUUUCCGCUUCCGGCCAAUGCCAACGGCAAAGAGCGCCUGCGUGUGAUGACGUGCUCAGACAAGAUCCUCCGCUGGAAUGGCUUGGGCGUCCAAGGAGCGUUACUCUCCAACUUCCUGGACCCAAUAUAUCUUUCGUCUGUCGUUAUUGGCAGCCACACGGGGGACCAGCGAGGACACGUGCCACGUGCAGUCAGCGGCCGCUUGAAGUGCGGGAGGCUACAUGAAGUCCUGCAGCGGCCCUACCGCAUCUGCUCGCCGGAAAUAGUGUACCCACCAAGCUCGGACGUCUACGCGAUCACCAAGUCGAAGCAGUACUGCAUCACAUGGACGCAAGGAGACCCGGAUGCAGAGGUCCUGGACGCCGUCACUGGGGCCUGUGCCAUGGAACCGACCGCCGACAGCCCAGCUUCCCGGGUGUCCAAGCGUGUGCUGUUCGCUUGCUUUCACGACGUGUGCGAACACCUGAAAGUUCCUCACCUGAUGACCCUGAACUAUGCCGGGGCCAAGCAGGCUGCGCACUCCUAUCAACAAGCCAAGAUGGCCAUUAUUCAGCACUUGAAGACGAGCGGCUUUGGACAGUGGCUAUCGCUUCAUGAAAUUUAUGGAACAGACACUUUCUUUGAAGAAGAAAAACUGUGAUUUUUUUAGACCACUGCCCCGAUAAAAGGAUGAAAAGUGUGUGCAUGAAACCAGCUGGAACGGACUGGGUUGAUGAAAGGUAGUGAUAGCCAUGACCAAUAGGCUAAUAUGGCAGCAUUCAAGUCUACGAGCCUAUUUCGUGUUGGGAAUGUGCAAGUAUUUUGAUUUAAUGUUCAUUUUAUCAACAGCAACGUUACGAUCAGCAACGGCUAUUGUGAAGUUGUCAAAGAACAGCAUGUUUUUGAUGCUUUCAAACCAGAUUACAGCUGUAGUGGUGGACAGUUGGGCUAGAUAAGUGACUUCUAGGUUCUUAAUCUCUAAAAGUGUCCUGUUCAUUAUGAUUGGGAUUACAUGAUUUGUAAUAAGCUGAUGGGCAAUGUGCUAUUCAGUCAGUGCCGUAGGCAUCACAUAUAGAACUGGGCAUCAUCCCCUCCCCCGACAGUGGCCAGCUGUUUUACGAUUUUGUGUGGUUCUGGCAUAGAGAUGCUAUAGAGGUAGGUCGCCCCCUGACCUUUUCAGGUCGUUAGGGAGUGAGGUGUUAGAGACUCACUUUUCUCAGCGGACAGCGAAGUGAAGGAGGUGCCAUCUCCCUCGCUACCUUUCAUUUUCCAGCCCUCUGUGGAGUCAGAUACCUAUAUAUAUAUUCCUGCUGGGUCGACUGGGGGAGGGGUGAAGUUUGCUGCGCUACACGGGUAUCGAAACAGCGCGCCUCUCGGUUCUGACGCCAGAGCUCUAAACACUCGGCUAUCCGCUUCUGGCAUAAUGCUGGCCUAAAAACCUAACCGUGCCCAAACUAGAAAAAAAGACAAGUAGUUAUAAAACAUAGUCAUCGUGCAUCUUAGAUUACCGCAUUUUAUACUUAUUUAUUUUAUCAGAUUUGUUCCUUUCAGCAUACUUAUAUUGGUAUAUGUCUUAUAUUUGGCAAGAAACGUCUUGUAAAUCUGUUGGUGAGCAAAGAGGAAACGAAGAUUACUGGAGAUUUUUUUUAUUUCUUUCGCCCUAAAGAUGUUUGCGUCACCAGCAAUGAUGAUGGUGUGAUAUUUAAUUUUUGCAAUAUAUGUAUAUGUGACUGAAAUGGCAGCUGAUUAUCGCGAAAUGCUUUCAUGGUGUAUAAUGUAAGCAACUGAAUUUUUAACAUAUGUUACCUCUCUUUCUCUCUUGCUCUGGAUCUCUCUCUCAAACAAUUUGAUUGUAUUUUAUUUCACUUUCUCCUGCGGACGUCAGAAACGAGAACUCUAUUUUUCGACUGCACAAGAGGAUCAGAGUGCAAUCCCUUGGUGAAUAAUGCUAAUUUCUUGGCGUGAUCUAGCUUACGAAACAAAUCCGUGCUGUUCAUGUUCAUGCUUUCCACGCCCUGUUGAACAUUCUAGAUCUUCCUGAUGGCCUUUCUUAACCAGCACAAUGUCGUCAAAUGUUUAGCUAAGUUUGGUAAAGUGAUGUGAAGAUCAGAAAAAAAUCGUUUAGGGGCAAACAUUCGGGACAUUGGAACUUCAGUCAACAUUUGUUUGCAACAAAUACAUCAGCCAAAACAUUCAGACUAUGUGGUACUUGGAGGUUAUACGCUUCGGCACUUUGCAUGGUUAAGAACCUCCCUCGGGACAGAAUUGCUGACUAAAGGAAGUGAGGACUGCAUUGAUGAAGCACUUUGGAGGACGCUCGAAAUGUUGUUACAGUGCUUUUAAACUACAAGCAACCUAUUAAAUUUUGAAACACCACAGCAUGGUAAGCAAUAAGCCGUGUGACACUAAUAACUAUUCAAAGUUUCACUGAUGGCAUCUCAUCCACGGUUUUUCCAAAUGCCUUUCUUGUGGACAUUCAAAGUGCCUCAAGUUCAGACUUUUCAUACAUUUCACAGGACAGUUUGCUAGUGAUAACCUCUUUCGGUCUUCACACGAGAAGACGAGCGGGAAAAUUAUGUUAUUUAGUAUUAUGAUGAGAGACAAUGUGACAACAUUGUUGUUGGUGUAUCUACUGCAGACGACUGGGCUUGAAGAUCGUGCUUUUUAUUUCAGAAUCGGGAACAUACGUGGAACAUUAAAAGUGAUGGCACAUUUCAGAACAAGCUUUGAAGGGUCGCCUUUCCUGUGCUUCGAUGUGGAGCUCUUUCAUUGUUUUUAAAAUGUAGAUAUGUCGCACCGUUGGGUUUCGUUGUAUGUUCACGCCAAUGCCUUAGCGAUUCCUCCCUCCUGACGAUUUGUGAGUGAAGCCCAUAGAGUGAAUUUGCUUUCUGUCAAACUACAGAAUGGAUGACAGGAUGACUUAGGAUUUUGUUAGUGGGUUUUCUUGCCCAUUUUAGCGAAAAAUAUGCCUGUCGUCUCCUGCAAAUGCUUUACACAUUUGCAGCACACUGAAACUGUGAAUCCCUCUAAAUUCUCCAGAUGUUUUGAAUGCAAUGGCGUAACACUGAAAACAAAUCAAAGACUUAUGAGAAAUCAGUGAUUAAUUGCUAGUUUAGUGUUUUGUUUUAAAAAAAGGUGGCAGACUACCCUAAACUGGUCACAUAUUUUUGUGCGAUUUCAGAAUAUAAACGUCCCCAAAACAAAAAUUUAUCAUGAAAAAUGGAAUUUCACGAAUGCAUUAAUGUUUACUUCCACUGUCAGACUUUGACUUAGUUGUGCACAUAUUUUGUGGUUAAACAUUUUGAACAGCAAGCUUUCAAACUUUACAUUUACAUGAUGGCUUAAAUCGAAAUCUAGUGCUCAGUACAAUAUCAUGAUAUUUCCCUUAUUUCCAAGAAAAGAGUCCUCUGAAGUUUGAGAAAGUUUGAGAAAUUAUAAAAAUGUAUCGUUGAAGUGCGUUUGCAUGAGAUGUGGCCAGUGGAGUCCGUCUCGGAAUAGAGGUGUGAAUAUUUUCAGCACUAAUCGCAAGACCGUAUGCAGGUUGGACUUGAUUUUACGGUGGUUUGGUGCGAUUUCACGCCCGCGAGCUGUCACUCCUCUGUCCUGCGUCAAACGAGCUGCUUGGUCUUCAAACUAGCCACGAACACGACCUGACAGUUCAUGGCCUACUUCAAUGUUUUCACUAUGGCCUAAAUGCUUGACACAGAAAGAUGUUUGCUUACCAAGUUUUGUUGAAACAUUUUGUCUACAUGACGCAUUCUCCGUUGUCCUCUUCCCCAUUAACAUAAUCAUUUCACACAGCUAUUUAAAAAGUAUUCUUAGUGGAAUAAUUUCUUGAAAGCCAGGAACUCAUUUAAUGUGUACUUGUUGUUUAUUUGAAAAAAAGUCUUUCCGUCCAUGAAUAACAUUCCGAAGUGCCGAUUAGGAAGUAUUGGACGGGUUUUAAAUGUACCUUUAUUGCAAGAUGUUCUUUGUAAACGUAAGAUAAGCUUCAUGCAGGUAUCUUCUAAGUUAUUUCUGUUUAUUCUUUCUUUUUUAGGGUUUGGAGUGGGAGGGAUGAUUGUUGAUCUGUAUGAUGUAAUGUCUUUUGAACGCCGUAACAAUUAUCAAAUGAGUGUCGUAGAUGGUUUCUGUAAAAUACGAUUAUUUUUCUUCGGAAACUAGUAAUACGUUGUUUUCUGUUUUUUUCCUAAUUGUGCACACGAUGGCAGGACAGUUGAUGGCGAAUCCCAUAAUAGAGACUUGAAAAAGUAUAAGGAAGUCAGUUGUUACUAUCUUUACGGAGGUUGUGCUUAAAAGUACAUUUGAUGAGAUAUUUACAAGUCUCUUAUAAUCAAAAUAUGUUUCGUUUUUUUUAUUGCAACCUCCUCACUAAUGUUCAUAAAAGUUGUGUAUGAUGGUGCAAUAAUCAAUAAAAUAUAUUUUUAUUCACAA
This is a messenger RNA of Pomacea canaliculata, 6506 nucleotides long. RefSeq names its product double-stranded RNA-specific adenosine deaminase-like. Gene Ontology annotation, biological process: RNA processing; adenosine to inosine editing. Gene Ontology annotation, cellular component: nucleolus; cytoplasm. Lineage: Eukaryota; Metazoa; Mollusca; Gastropoda; Architaenioglossa; Ampullariidae. The record is from RefSeq and is a predicted model, not a curated record. Gene Ontology annotation, molecular function: tRNA-specific adenosine deaminase activity; double-stranded RNA adenosine deaminase activity; double-stranded RNA binding. The coding region runs from base 1168 to 2733 and encodes 521 amino acids. The transcript has 11 exons.